GGGGCCAGGGAAGCCAGCGGAACGCAGGUGUGCGAGGGCGGGGAGCCGGUCGAGCCUGGCCAUCGAGGACUGUACGGCCGCGGGGGAUCGGUUUGGCGGCGACACUGAACUGCUCGGAGGCCGCCGCAAUGCUCCCGUCUUUGCAGGAAUCGCUGGAUGGGGAUGAAAAGGAACUAGAGAGCAGCGAGGAGGGCGGCCCUGCAGAGGAGCGGAAACUCGAGCAGCCGCCCAGCAGCCACUACUGUCUCUACAGCUACCGCGGAAGCAGAUUGGCACAGCAACGUGGGGACAGUGAUGAUGGAAGCCCAAGUGGCACAAAUUUGGAAACUCCCUCUGGUGAUGAUUUCAGCCUCUCCUUGGUGGAUACUAAUUUACCAUCUGAAGUGGAGCCAGAGCUGCGUAGUUUCAUUGCUAAGCGUCUUUCGAAAGGAGCCAUCUUUGAAGGGCUGGGUAAUGUUGCAUCUGUAGAGCUGAGAAUUCCAGGUUAUCGAGUUGGUUGUUAUUAUUGUCUUUUCCAACAAGGAAAACUGCUUCCUGAAACAGCAACAGUGGGCUCUGAAUAUAACCCUACAGAGUAUGUGGUCUGUUUUUUAGGAGGUUCUGAAAAAGGCCUUGAGCUUUUCAGGCUUGAACUGGACAAGUACAUUCAAGGGCUAAAAAAUAACAUGAACUGUGAGGAAGGGGGCCUGGAAAACCAUACCAAGGCUUAUCUGAACAGCUGGUUUGAGGAUGUUGUUUGCCCAAUCCAAAGGGUUGUUCUUCUUUUUCAGGAGAAACUUACUUUUCUGCUACAUGCGGCUUUGAGUUAUACUCCUGUUGAGGUUAAAGAAUCAGAUGAAAAAACAAAGAGAGACAUUAACAGGUUUCUGAGUGUGGCCAGUCUUCAGGGACUAAUUCAUGAAGGCACCAUGACAUCUUUGUGCAUGGCCAUGACAGAAGAGCAGCAUAAGUCUGUAGUCAUCGAUUGCAGUGGCUCCCAGCCUCAGUUCUCCAAUGCAGGAAGCAACCGGUUUUGCGAGGAUUGGAUGCAGGCUUUCUUAAAUGGUGCUGAAGGGGGUAACCCUUUUCUUUUCCGACAAGUACUGGAGAACUUUAAAUUAAAGGCCAUACAAGACACAAACAAUUUGAAGAGAUUUAUCCGACAGGCAGAAAUGAAUCAUUAUGCUUUGUUUAAAUGUUACAUGUUCCUAAAGAACUGUGGUAGUGGAGAUAUCCUUUUGAAGAUUGUUAAAGUGGAACACGAAGAAAUGCCUGAAGCCAAAAAUGUGGUAGCUGUCCUUGAAGAAUUCAUGAAAGAAGCUCUUGCCCAAGGUUUUUGAUCAUGUUUGAGACAACUACUUCGUGAAGUUGUAUAUUCAAGCCUUGGCGUUUGAAAUUGCAGUUGUUAAUAAUUGUUCAUAGGAUUACUGUUUAGGAUUAUUUGAAUUAUACCAGAUUGUUUUUUCUUUUUGUAUUUAAAAAUUUUAACUUAAUUAAACAUAAAAAUCUGAGGAA
Molecule: messenger RNA, 1494 nt
Organism: Marmota monax (woodchuck)
Lineage: Eukaryota; Metazoa; Chordata; Mammalia; Rodentia; Sciuridae
Gene: CUNH17orf75
Product: chromosome unknown C17orf75 homolog
Exons: 10
Coding region: 129-1319 (396 amino acids)
Cellular component (GO): trans-Golgi network
Source: RefSeq, a predicted model, not a curated record